UCUGUUUUUGCAAGUAUAUAUGAAUAACAUAUGAAGUCAGUAUGAUCGUUUUAUUUCUCUUCUCGUUAUAAUUUGUCAUUCUAUGAGUACCAGUUGUAAAUAGUAGAAUAGUAAAAAAUUGAAAAUGUGUUUUUGUUCGAAGAUAUAUUUAGCAUAUUAUACAUUAGUUAUAUAUUAGUCAUCAGAAUCCACAAAGAGAGUACCGCUGCGAUGGCUUGCUAAGCGAAUGGCACAUUGUUAAAAUAAUGUAUGAUUUGAAAAUAAUUUUUCUAUAUAUACGUAGUGUAGCGGAAUUUAUUGGACAGUUUGUUGAUUUUAUAUUAAAAUUUGUUAUGCAAAUCAUGAAAAUUUUAGUUUAUUAUUGUAACCAAUACGUGUGGCAACGUAGCGUUUUCUGGUUGAUAUUUCUCAAAAAGUGUUUAGACGACUUCAACGAUUACAUCAUUGAUGUAAUUCGUCAUUACAUCAAAUUGAGUCAUUUUAUUAAAAGUCCUCAGCGACAUUAACAGUUUUCCGGUUUGCAUGCUAUACCGUUAUCUGCAUUCUAGAACUACAUUUUAGACUACAAAUAGAAUUAGACAUAUAACAAAGAAAAGUUGUCCUGUGCAACGAGACCAAAUCGGAUUGAUUUUUUUUAAAUCAAACCUCGGGACAAACUGAUCAAAUGAACGAAUAUGGCUUCGUUUGACAAUAUAUCAGAAUAUCAAUUCAACGGCACAUGCGUUCCUUUGCACAGAAAUGAAUAUAUUGCCUUCUUUCUCGUGGCUGGCUUGGAGGUUAUAUUGAACUUGAUAAUCAUCAUCGCUGCGAUAAGAGGUCGUAGGAUAUUACGUCACAAUUACGUAUAUGCGUACGUCACCAGCACAUUAUCUUCAAACAUUGCUUUCGGCCUCUCAACUGGAUUAUCUACUAUCAUGAACUAUACCGCUAAGGAAGAAAAAAGAAUAGAUUUCAAUCUUUCCGGAGAUAUUGCCUUGCUGAAGUGGUGGGCAUUCAGAAAAUCAUUUAUAAUGGCAGUUUAUCUGAUAAUGAGUGGAAAUAUAGCUUCGCUAAUCUAUGGACUUCGAGAAAGUAGUUACUUCAUUGGCAAGUUUUCCAGCACUUCCACCUUGAGUGACACAUCUUCUAAACGUGAAUCAAUUAGGACAAGAAAACACAAAGCAGCUUUCAUAAUUUUGUCUGUGUGGUCGAUUCCGUGUUUAUUUUCAAUGGUGGCUCCUUUUUUUGAUGAAUGUAUUAGAAAUUGCUUUUGUCACCCGGGGGCGUACUUGAAAAAUGUUUGCAAUACAGUGGAAAAUAAACAUUGCUCAACAGUAUGGGUGCCAAUUUCAAAAUCAUAUUAAUUUGCCUGGUGAUCAUCUGGAUGUUGCUGAUAGGUGUCAUAAUAUAUCUUUUAUGCAAAACAAUAUCAAUGUUUCUCAAGGCAGUGGCACCAACAAGCAGAACCAUUACAGACAUUUCAACAAAUGACGGUAAGGAUGACUAUAUCAAAGACUAAGAAUUAACAUAUAAUUUAAUCAAUACUUCCGCCUAUCCAGUUUAUCCUACCCAGUUUAAUCGGGUACAGUUAAAUGUCCAUGGUACACGGGCGUUGAUGACGGAGGAUGUCUAACUGAGAGCGUUAACGUGAGUCAACCUAAUAAGAUGAGACAACGUACAAAUCUCUUUAUAAUUCAUGUAUAUUUUAAUGAUACUAUAUUAAUAGUUAAUGCAGAAUGAAUUUUGCAUUGUAGGAUCGGACAAUCCACAAAAGAGUUGUGUGGAGCUAUGUAUAACUGGGAAGUGGCCUCGUAUGAACCACAGUAUGAAACUUCUUUUGUGCUUGAGUGCGUCUUAUAUUUUAUUUACACUCCCUGCUAUGGUAGUGAUUGUAAUAGACAUUGCGGAUGCUACGGCUUUAUUAAAUUUUCUGAGUGCCUCUGUGAUGUUGAUGUUGGCGCUUGCAUAUACUUUUGUAUCGCCCGUGCUUUUGGUAAAUUAUAUGCCUGGACUACGACGUGCUGUAGCUGACUUGUUUUCGCGUAUUUGUCAAUCGACCCAGGUCACAAAAAGGCGCAAAGAAUCAACGAAGACGAAUACUAUGCAAGAAGAAUCACCAACAAUUACAGUAAUAGCAACACAGGAAAUAAUGUAACAACAAUUUAAGAUAAGGAAUAUCUGCAACGUUUAUGCCAUAAACUUCGAAAUACUCGAUUGAGUUCGAUCAAAACAUGACUCUAUAUCUAAACAAGCUAAUGUCUAAUCAAGCUUAGGUGAACUCUUGACGCAGACAAACUCAUAAAUAUGUGUUUGAGGGGCACCAGAGCAUAGGUUCCAAGAACCAAAGACUUUGAGUAUAUAUUAAUAUGUUUGAUGGAAGUGUUCUUCAUCAUAAAUCACAUAUAUACCAUUGGUUUGAGUAGAGAGAUAUCAAGGCAUUAGUUUUCUAAUAUAUAUAGUAAAUAGUUUGUUUGAACAUACACUAAUAACAGCUGGGAAAUUUGGAUAAAUUAACAUCAAUGUCUUGACAAGUUAAAUUAAGUACAAUUAACGAGGUUGGGGUUACAAUAUGACUCAAUGAGAACUCCAUAUAUAUAUUGCAUUUAUCUACCAAAAACCUAAAUAUGGAUGAUAUUCAUGAGACCUGAAAACCUAACUUUGUCGACAAUAACUUCAAAAUUAUUACCAAAAGACAAAUUUAUAUGUGCACAUUAUUUUUCGCAUAAUCUAGUUUUGCCAAACUCGCAUUAUAAAAUUGAGGUUUUCCUUUAGCGAGAUUUUCUUUAUGUAUGCAGAUCCCUGCUAGACAUAUAUAUUGAAAGUUUUGAAUUGGUGUCAAUUUACCGCAUGUGUUUGUC
Molecule: messenger RNA, 2837 nt
Organism: Styela clava
Lineage: Eukaryota; Metazoa; Chordata; Ascidiacea; Stolidobranchia; Styelidae
Source: RefSeq, a predicted model, not a curated record